UGGUUCGAACCGCAGCUUUUUGUCGAAUGUCGUUCUCUCGAUAUUCGCCUUUUUCGCGAGCAGGCCUGCAUGCCAGUUUCGCAUUUCACGCCUGGAUAGAACAAUUCGACACAGCGUGAACUGUCUUCCUUGGGUCUCUAUCGUCCGUGUCGAAUUGCGAUUCGCACAAGAAAUUCUUUUGAAUCACUUCCAAGAGUGACGUCAGUGGCAAGACACAACCCGCCUCGUCAUUUUCUUGUCUGCCCUGCGCUGCCCAUUCUGAGUGCUCGAGACGGCAGAUUCACUGCUCUUGUGGCAAAGUAGGUUUCUUUAUCGCUUGUUCCUCCGUCUAUACUCACACCUCGGUAGGAUUCUCCCCUGUGCGUCUCUCUUCUGUCUCCCAUUUUACGCGUUCAUUUCGAUCCAGAACAUCUGUUCGUCAUCUGCCCGUUUUCCCCUUUUUCGCGUGUUCGUCUGCGUUCUGUUCGUUGACCAAGGUCCGCGGCUGGAGAUAUAGCCAGGAUUCUACAUCAUUGGUUUCUUCUUCCAUCCGCUUCGCCUGUCUGCUUCUCUGCUGUCGAGCAUCCGACUGAAUCUUGUCUCAAUCGCGCCCGUAUUCCCCGGAAUCGGGGAGGUUACGAGCACCACGGACACUCUCCAAGCGGAGGCGUUUUCAAUUCGUUCUUCCUAGACGUCGCCAUCGCUCCUCCAUGGCGGCCUCGUCUCCUGAGAACUCUGCCGGCGCGGCAGGAACGCAGCGACAGAAAAUGCAGGCCAGCGAUAAACCGCAGAAGGCGAAAGAAAUGGGAAUCAAACGACCACAAAACGGCGCGAAUGCUUCAGAACGAGAAACUAGUCUCCCCGUGUCUCCUUUGUCAUGGACGCGGAGCGCCUGGCACACGCUAGUCGGCUCUCCUGCUGCACAGCUACGACUCUCAGCGUACCGCUAUUUGCAGACUGACGUUGUUGCCUUUGAAACUUGCCUUGCACUCGUCAUUUUCGCCUACUGCAUCCUCGCCGUCCUGGGUUUGAAGGUCGUCAGAGGCCUCACCUUGAGCGGCAGCGGGGGGCGCCGGAGUGGAGGCGGCGGCCGGCGCGCGGUGCUUCUGGGCUCCAGCGGGAGUGGCAAAACGAGUCUUUUUCUGCUUCUUCGAAACGGGAAAGCCACCGAAACGGUUUCUUCGCUGCAGGAGAACAUCGACAUGGUUUCUGUCUUUCCAGCUAAAUCUCAAGACGGCAUGGUGGAGCAGGCGAGUCACCAGGCGCACGAGGCUACCGCGGAUCGCUCUACUGCAAGAAUUGAACUCGUGGAUUUCCCAGGACACUCUCGUUUGCAGGGUCUCUCGAAGCCGUACAUCGAUCAGGCCGGCGCGCUGCUUUUCCUGGUCGAUGCGGCUGAUAAGGCAUCAUUGAAGGUUGCUGCCGAGCAGUUAUACGAGCUGUUUGCCAAUCCGAGUCUCCACCAGCGUCAGACACCUCUUCUCUUGGUGGUCAACAAGACAGAUCUCCCGGACUCCCGGCCACAAGCAUCGGUUGUCGAGGACAUUGAGAGGGAAAUCGAGCGCAGUCGCGCCUCGCGUGCAGCGAUGCUCGAGGGGGAGGACGAUGUGACGAACUUCAUCGGUGUAGAAGGCGAAGCUUUCAAGAUCCUCGAACAUGCUCCCAGCCCCGUGGAGAUUUGCAGCUGCUCGGUGAAGGACGACGAUACUGCAGAAGUUCGAGACUUUCUUUUGCGUCACUUCCCUCCAAAGUAAAAGUGGAGCGAGCUUGCUCUCUUUUGUCACGACUUUAGUUUCCGUUUGCACUCGCCUGUUCUCUUCGCCGCGGACACAAGAAUGCAGUAAUGUACUCUCCCUGCCGAUCCGGACAACUCUCCCUCUUUCUCUCGCGUGCUCUGAACUUGUCAUUUUCGAUGGUCCUCUCUCUCGAAAAACAGCCGCCCCUUUCUGCGCGCCUCUAUGUAGUGGCUGUUCCUCUGUUGUUCCCUUCCUCUUUCCAGAGCUUUAUCCUUUUUCGUCCCUCUUAAAGCCGUUCUCUGUUCAUGUGUCUUCGCCGACGUUUGGUUUUAAGCGGCUCUUCUCUUGGGCUGACACACUUGCCUGGUUUGUAAACGAAAACUGCUUCUGUCGCAGACCAACCUGUCUGCCUAGAGGCAUGGUCACGCAGCUUCGGAGCUGCUGCGUUUACGUCGUUUCUGCAUCUACGUGACGCCUCGCUUCUCUCCAUAUUUCGGACUCCAUUCGCUGUGUGCCACAGUUACCGAUUAAAUGGCAUGUGACCGAAGCCCGCUCUGGAAGCAAUUUUCAGACCCGGU
Messenger RNA from Toxoplasma gondii ME49, 2293 nucleotides. Its product is annotated as signal recognition particle receptor beta subunit protein. Gene Ontology annotation, biological process: intracellular protein transport; protein localization to organelle; Golgi to plasma membrane protein transport. The record is from RefSeq and is a predicted model, not a curated record. The transcript is spliced from 7 exons. Gene Ontology annotation, molecular function: GTP binding. NCBI's taxonomy places the organism in Eukaryota, Apicomplexa, Conoidasida, Eucoccidiorida, Sarcocystidae. Gene Ontology annotation, cellular component: Golgi apparatus. The coding region runs from base 690 to 1733 and encodes 347 amino acids.